This is a messenger RNA of Protopolystoma xenopodis, 249 nucleotides long. Lineage: Eukaryota; Metazoa; Platyhelminthes; Monogenea; Polystomatidea; Polystomatidae. The record is from the annotation of a GenBank genome assembly.
AUGAUCCGGCUGGAGGAAGUGAUCAAAAGGAGAGCUGAGUCACCCCAAGAUGUUCACAAAAACUUCCGUCUCUUCCUCAGCUCUAUGCCGGCCAAGUCUUUUCCAAUCUCGGUGCUGCAGAACUCCGUUAAGGUGACCAACGAGCCACCCAAGGGUCUGAGGGCCAACAUCAAACGUGCCUUAAAUGAAUUAAACCAGAAGCAGUUUGAAAAACACAGUAAGCUUUAUGAUUGCCGACUUAUGUGUUAG